AUGGCUCUUCUUGCAAGCCAUCUGGAGCAGAUUUCUCUAUCUGCCAAGUCUAUAUCUGAGCUGGAAUUUCCUCCUCCUAAGAUCUUUACAAAUGCUCUACUCAAUAACCAGGAGAUUACAACCUUGAUUCGCGACACGGAACCUCACGAGCGUGCGCUCUUCUCAAUCGACCCCAACGCUGUCAAUAGAAGUCGUCCACAGAAUGGCUUCCGUCCUACAGACACAAAAAAUGGUCUGCAAGGUCGUAAAAGUGGGCUUCCUUUGGCGCAUCACAUGAAACAUUCCGCGGUCUCGACGCUACUGGGCAAAGAGAUGCUUCAGGAGAUCAGACAAUCUAGCAGUGGACGAUCUCGUGAGGGAGUCAAUGUUGAAGUUCUCCUCCGAGGUGCAGAACGGCUCUGCGAGGUGUACACCGUGGCGGGAGCAAAAGAUAGAAUCCGAGCCCUCCGCACCCGUCACCGAGAAGUUGCUGGCUCCAUAACAAUACUUGAGGACAAAGUCUCCAGGCAACAAUCCCUUCUAGAGAGCGCAAACCGGGCGUCCAACCCUGAAGAAAUAUUGGAUGAGAAUGAUCUGGGGCAAGACCUCAGUAAGUUCAAUGAUACGCCGAACUUGACGGGCGAAGAUUUCCAGCUCGAAGAGGAAGAGAUACGCCUAUUGGAGGCCAGGAAAAAGACCUUGGAGGAGCGCGUCGCCGGUAUGGAAAGAGACCUCGGUGGGCUUUUGAAGUGA
Fonsecaea nubica is the source of this 732-nucleotide messenger RNA. RefSeq lists its product as hypothetical. Gene Ontology annotation, cellular component: spindle microtubule; DASH complex. The record is from RefSeq and is a predicted model, not a curated record. The coding region runs from base 1 to 732 and encodes 243 amino acids. Gene Ontology annotation, biological process: attachment of spindle microtubules to kinetochore. The transcript has 2 exons. NCBI's taxonomy places the organism in Eukaryota, Fungi, Ascomycota, Eurotiomycetes, Chaetothyriales, Herpotrichiellaceae.